Uranotaenia lowii is the source of this 2356-nucleotide messenger RNA. RefSeq names its product E3 ubiquitin-protein ligase RNF19B-like. The transcript is spliced from 5 exons. Gene Ontology annotation, cellular component: ubiquitin ligase complex; cytoplasm. NCBI's taxonomy places the organism in Eukaryota, Metazoa, Arthropoda, Insecta, Diptera, Culicidae. Gene Ontology annotation, biological process: ubiquitin-dependent protein catabolic process; protein polyubiquitination; positive regulation of proteasomal ubiquitin-dependent protein catabolic process. Gene Ontology annotation, molecular function: ubiquitin conjugating enzyme binding; zinc ion binding; ubiquitin protein ligase activity. The record is from RefSeq and is a predicted model, not a curated record. Bases 1037 to 2356 code for a protein of 439 amino acids.
CGUUAGUAAAAAUCGGUUUCAACUGGUUUCUGUUAACUGAUAGAUGUUCAACGAGCCAAUGUUUUGGUCGAAACUAGUCAGGUCGUUGUUCAAUGGAGCAAGUUGAAACUAGUCGAAACCAAUCCAGCUCGGCAGCAGGAUUAGUUUCGACUUGGUAGAAGUCGGUCGAAGUCAAUUGGAAAGAGACAGGUGAUCAACUAUCAAUCCAUUUCUACUUGUUUCGACCCGUUUCUACUAGAGUUGAUUGAACAGACAUUUCAGUCAGCCAGUGCCCGUUCAGUUUGUUGCAACUUCCAGUCGGCUUCGGUCGCGUUGUUUCGCGAGUGUGUGUGCAGAAAAAAACUACGGGAGUGGAGUGGAAGGGUACCGUUUCGAUUCGAUUCAAGGAUUCUCGGAUCGAGGGUCUAACCAGGCAUUUCUUCCCGGAUUUUUUGUGGUUUUGUUAUUGGUGUUAAGCUGCAUUCCUAGUUCUUCCUGUUCCGAGUGGUUUGGAACCUGUGUGGCCUCGGCGGAUUGCGUUGCGUUGCUGCCAUUAUUGGUGUUAUUUUAUCGGUUGGAAGCAGCAGAGGAGAGCAAUCGGAUCUUCGUCUUCUUGGGUCUUGUUUUUUUUUUCCUCUGCCAACCAGCCAGCCAGCCUACUGCUGGUACCGCGCGGUGGGUUGCCAGUGUUUACCGAGUAAGGAUUGCAUAUCCUGGACGAAAGCAACGGUACCCGUAGUGAUUAUUGUGCGUGAAUAUCAUAUUAUAACGGGUCCUCCUCCGCAAUUUUCGGAUUUCAUUGCGGUAGAAAAGAAGAAACAGCUGCCUUUUCCUCUGGAUCGGAAAAGGUCUGUCGCGAUUGGUGUAAAAAAUAUACAGCUGCUGAAACGACGAGCGAUUAUGGUGGUUGGGUAAAUGUGCUCAAAUGAAAACCAGACGGAAAUCAACUAGCGACCGGUGCUAGUUUUUAGUUAAAUAGAUAGUGUAAUAGUGAAAGCCCGCUUUGUGCCUGGCUGUGUGAACGAGAUUCGAAGAAGGCAAACAAACGGGAAACGCAAUGCGUCGAACAAGUCGGAAUUCGUUCAAUUUUGAUUUUUCCUUGCGCCGGCUGCUGCUGCAAGGGGCUCGGGCUGCCCGCGGAAGUCCGCCCCUGGGUCAGCGGCUGUGUGAUAUCGAAAAAGGCGGCCGAGAUGGAUCCGGAACGGCAAGCGGAAGCGGAAGCGGCGGAAGCCGGCAUCACCAUGACAAGAGCUCACUCUCCAGCGGUGGAGGUCACAAGCACAACUUCGAUUCCACUUCGCAACAUUCGUCCAGCUCACCGGGAAACUGCGACCGAGGCAACUCAACCUCCAAACUCACGCCAAAUAGCCAUAAGUCAUCGCACAGUCUGCAGAGCAAGGGCACUUCUGUGGCCGGAACCGGAAGUGGCUCUGGGGCAGCUUUAGCGUCAAAAGCCCCUUCCUCGUCGUCCGCUUCGCCGGACGAAUGCCCUCUGUGUUACGAUACGCUUCCGACCGGGGACGAGUUCUACCGGUUGCUGAACUGCAAAUGUUACGCCUGUCGCAGCUGCUACGAGAACUACCUGAUGAUCGAAAUCUCCGAAAGCCGGACCGACAUUGCCUGUCCCCAGUGUACCCACUCGAUGCACCCGACUGACAUCCAAACGCUCCUGAAAGCGUUCCCUGCUGCCAUAACCAAAUACGAAGACUUUAUGGUGCGCCGAGUGCUCCUAGCCGAUCCGGAUAGCCGCUGGUGUCCCGGGCCCGACUGCAGCUACGCGGUCAUUGCCAGCGGAUGUGCUUCCUGCCCCCGGAUCCGGUGCGAGAGGCCCGGCUGCGACGUCCAGUUCUGCUACCACUGCAAAGCCGAAUGGCAUCCGGAUCAGACGUGCGACGCGGCCCGAGCGUCCCGCCAGAGUCCCACCAGGGCACCGUCCGGUAGUAUUAGUCAUGAUUCAAACCAUAAGGACGACAUCAAACCGUGCCCCCGCUGCCAGGUCUUGAUCGUCAAGAUGGACGACGGCUCCUGCAACCAUAUGGUUUGCGCCAUCUGUGGAUCCGAAUUUUGCUGGCUGUGUAUGAAGGAAAUCAGCGAUCUGCACUACCUGAGCCCCUCGGGCUGCACCUUCUGGGGCAAAAAGCCCUGGUCCCGGAAGAAGAAGCUCCUCUGGCAGCUGGGGACCCUGGUGGGUGCGCCCCUCGGAAUCGCCCUGGUUGCCGGGAUUGCGGUGCCUGCCAUGAUCAUCGGAAUCCCGGUCUGGGUCGGACGAAAAAUCCACACCAAAUACAAGGCAGCCGGGAAGCACAAACGGAAUAUGGCGGUGCUUGGCGGUGUAACGGCAUCGGUGAGUACAACUCCAUUAUGGGAACAGUUUUAA